Molecule: messenger RNA, 468 nt
Organism: Durusdinium trenchii
Lineage: Eukaryota; Dinophyceae; Suessiales; Symbiodiniaceae
Source: the annotation of a GenBank genome assembly
AUGUGGCCAGUAUGUAUGUGCGUAUCAUUGCACAACGCUGUUGUAUGGCCAGAGUGCUGUGGUCAACACAGCGGUGCUCAGCUUCGUUUGGGUGAAGCGCCAGAUGAAGUGCGCCUCCUCCAAGAGGGAAAGAACGAAAGAACUAUGAAGGAAACAAAAUGCUGCUGUCAGCUUUAUGUGCAUAGGAUGGCAGACAAAGAGCAAAAGGAAGUCGAAGAGUUGCAGGCUACGAUUGCAGAGGUUUCUGCGGACAAUUGGAGCGCUAAUAGCCGAUACAGGUGUUUCUUUGCUGCCCAGCAAUACUACUUGCUGAACUCCAGCGGUCCAGAGGAGGAGACUGCUCCGGAAGCCAAGAAGAUGCUAGAUGUGUUGGCUCAGUGCCGUGAGGAGUUGUACCUGAAGAUCCCCAAGGACACUCCGGCCUCUCGACCCAUUCAGCUUAUGGCGACAGCUGUCUCACAAAAGUGA